UGCGUUUCUCCACCGUCUUCACUAUUGCCGCUGUCGUCGCUGCUGCGACCCCCGCCCUCGCUUACCCAACGGUGCCUGAGGCCACCGGUGAAGUCACGGAGCACCCCCAUCACGCCGGCAAGCAUGCCCACGCAGGUGCCCACGCUCAUCAGGGCCACCACGGUCAGCACCACGGCAAGCAUGGCCAUAAGCACAGCAAGCACGGAAAGACCGGCAAGCACGGCCGCAAGCACGGUCACCACGGCGGCGUCGCGCACCACGCCGGGUCCAAGCACCCACACACCGAGGCUUCCGAGGCGGAAGCCCCGGCUCCCGCCGUCGCGGAGCGUGAGCUCGAGUUCGAGGAGCUCUACGGCCGUGCUCGUGAGGGCGACGGCCACCACGGCCACAAGCACGGGAAGCACGGACACAAACACGGGAAGCACGGACACAAGCAUGGGAAGCAAGGGACGCACGGCCACCACCACGGCGGUAAGCACCACGCCGCGGCUGCUGCUGCUGCCCCUGCCACAGAGCCCGAGGAGCCUGUCGCAGCGCGCGACCUGGACGAACUGUUCGAGCGCUCGCUGGAGGCGAUCUUCGCUCGCUCGAUGUACUAUGAUGAACUUGACUGAGGAGAUAGCAAGUAGUCACCUAGUUACGCAGGAUGUGCGUAGGUGCAUAGACGACGUGCGCCUACGCGCUUCCUAGAGAUGAAUGUAAUGGAUGUUGUUUACGGAC
Molecule: messenger RNA, 720 nt
Organism: Fomitopsis serialis
Lineage: Eukaryota; Fungi; Basidiomycota; Agaricomycetes; Polyporales; Fomitopsidaceae
Exons: 2
Source: RefSeq, a predicted model, not a curated record